Molecule: messenger RNA, 1766 nt
Organism: Raphanus sativus (radish)
Lineage: Eukaryota; Viridiplantae; Streptophyta; Magnoliopsida; Brassicales; Brassicaceae
Product: endoglucanase 9
Exons: 5
Coding region: 40-1491 (483 amino acids)
Biological process (GO): carbohydrate metabolic process
Molecular function (GO): hydrolase activity, hydrolyzing O-glycosyl compounds
Source: RefSeq, a predicted model, not a curated record
AGAUUCGCACCUCAAAACUCAAAAGCAAUCAACUUCAAAAUGACUUCUCUUUUCUUCUUAGUUUUCCUUUUCUCAUCUCUUCUCACACGAAAUGUUGAUGCCGAUCCAAAUUACAUAGACGCUCUCUCCAAGUCAUUGCUCUUCUUCCAAGGUCAGCGGUCCGGUCCCCUCCCAACAGACCAAAAAAUAUCAUGGAGGGGUAACUCCGGCGUUAACGAUGGCUCCCUAGCCAAUGUGGAUUUAACUGGUGGGUACUACACCGAAGGAGACAACGUCAAACACAAUUUCCCAAUGGCGUUUACCACCACAAUGCUUUCAUGGAGCACACUUGAGUACGGCGGCCAGAUGGGUCCUGAGCUCCAAAACGCACGUGUUAGCAUCCGUUGGGCCACGGAUUAUCUGCUUAAGUGUGCUACAAAAACUCAGGGUCAGCUUUAUGUUGGGGUAGGAGAUCUUAGUGCUAAUCACCCAUGCUGGGAACGGCCUGAAGAUAUGGACACACCUCGUACAGUCUAUUCUGUAUCCGCUUCUAACCCCGGUUCUGACGUGGCAGCUGAAACCGCAGCAGCUCUGGCUGCAGCUUCUAUGGUUUUCAGAGAAGUUGAUCCUCAGUACUCGACUUCACUGUUGGCAACAUCUAAGAUUGUGAUGGAGUUUGCCAUGCAGCACCAAGGAAGUCACAGUGAUGCCCCUCCUCCGAGGUUCCGUACUUUCUACUACUCCUACUCUGUUUACAAGGACGAGCUAAUGUGGGGUGCGGCCUGGCUGCUGAAAGCAACCGAUGACUUGAAUUACAAAAACUUCAUAGAAUCUCUAGGAGGUGGAGAACAGACUGACAUCUUCAACUGGAACAACAAAUAUUCUGGCGCUUAUGUUCUUCUUUCACAGCGAGCAUUAGUUAACAACGACAGCAACUUUGAACAAUACAAGCAAGAAGCUGAGAGUUUCAUAUGCAAGAUCCUCCCAAACACUCCCUCUUCGUCUACCAGUUACACUUCAGGAGGCUUGAUGUACAACUACAAGUUACCUGAUAGCAACCUUCAACACGUAACCGCCAUAACAUUCUUGCUCACAACCUACGCCAACUACAUGAAAGCCACACAACACAGAUUCUACUGCGGAAACUCCGAUGUCAUCGUCCCCGACGUCUUGAUAAAGGUAUCGAAGCAGCAAGUGGAUUACAUACUCGGCGAGAAUCCCGCCAAGAUGUCGUAUAUGGUUGGAUACGGACCUAGCUUCCCCAUGAGAAUCCACCACAGAGGGUCUUCUAUUCCUUCACAAGCACACCCCAACUGCACCGAAGGAAACCAAUUUUUAUAUACUCCAAACCCUAACCCUAACAUUCUCACGGGAGCAAUCGUAGGGGGGCCAGAUGAGAAGGAUGAGUAUCUAGAUAAGAGAGACGAUUACAUUCACUCGGAACCUGCUACGUACAUUAACGCCCCCUUCGUCGGAACUUUGGCGUACUUCGCCUCCGGUGGAUCGGCUUGAAACCGUCUGGCCGAAGCCGGAUGUGACAAUAUGAAAUUUAUCAAGUAACUAGAGAUUGACCCGCCCUCAAGAAGGCGGGUAUAUGUUUUGUUUUUUAUUUUUUUAUCUCAUAUAAUAUGUUUGUGUGUUUGUAUAAUCAUAUUUUCGUAUGAUAUGCAUUUAAUAGAAUAUAUAAUUUUGUAAGUAUAUUAAAUAAAUCAAUUUUCAUAAGCAUGUAUUUGUGUCAUGUACGUUUGGGAAAUUAUUUUUAAUUGUUAUUCAUAAAGUUUGCAAGA